AUGUACACAGCACUUGUUUGUGCUCUUCUCAUGGCUGGCUCCAGAGCUGGUGACGCUGCCGCUUGGAAAAAGAGAGCAGUCUAUCAGCUUUUGACUGACAGAUUUGCAAAGUCAAAUGGCGAUACUUCAGGGUGCAAUCUUUCCAACUAUUGUGGUGGAGAUUUUGAAGGAGUCAGAAAAAAUCUAUAAUAUAUCAAGGAUCUAGGAUUUGACGCUAUCUGGAUCUCUCCAGUAGUUGAUAAUCUUGAUGGUGGCUAUCACGGCUAUUGGGCUAGAAACUGGAAUCAAAUCAACAGUCAUUUUGGAAAUUCAGAUUCACUUAAGUAAUUGGUUGAGACUGCUCACUCAAUGGAUAUUUGGGUGAUGGUGGAUGUCGUAGCGAAUCAUGUAGCCCCAAUCGGUAACGAUUUCGGACAAAUUUCUCCAUACAAUUCAGGAGAUCACUAUCACAGCAACUGCGAUAUUAAUGACUGGAAUAAUCAAUGGCAGGUUGAGAACUGCAGACUUUCAGGUCUUCCAGACUUGAAAUAAGAAAAUGGGUGGGUUAGACAAUAACUUAAGGAUUGGAUUAAAAAUCUAGUUCAAACAUACAACUUUGACGGAAUCAGAAUCGACACCAUCCCAGAAGUACCAAAGGACUUCUGGUCUGAGUUCGGACAAUCCGCUGGCGUCUUCCAAAUGGGAGAGUGCUUUAACGGAAAUCCAGCUUACGUCGGUGAUUACCAGAAUCAUGUCACUGGAUUAUUCAACUACCCUAUGUAUUACACAAUCAAGGACACUUUCUAAUCUCAAAAGUCAAUGAGAGGAAUUUCAAGCAGAUAUGUUGAGGAGCAAGGCAAGUUCAAAGACGUCGAUGCCCUCGGACUCUUUGUGGAUAACCACGACAACUCUAGAUUCUUAAACGGCAGAAAUGAUCAAAGACUCUUCAAGAGUGCCCUCGCCUUUUCACUCACUGGUAAAGGUAUCCCUUUCAUGUAUUACGGAAGCGAAUAAGGAUUUGCAGGUGGAAAUGACCCAAACAACAGAGAACCAAUCUGGUCUAACUUCAACAAAGAUCAUGAUAUCUUCAAGUUUGUCCAAAGAAUUAUGAGUGCUAGAAAGACCUAUAACAUGCCAUCCUCUGCUUUCGCUGAGAAGUGGGCUGAUGAUGAUUUCUACGCCUUCACAAGAGGUAAUGUUGUUGUCGCCUUGACCAACAAACCAGACAACGGAGUUAACAGAAAUGUCCCAAAUCUUGGAAUCAACAAUGGAAUGACCUUGUGUAACAUUUUCAACCAAGGAGAUUGUCAAACUGUUCAAAACAACAAUAUCAACGUCCAACUCAACAAUGGUGAAGUCAAGAUCUAUGCCCCAAGAUCAUCUGCUGAUGAUAUGGCCGAGAUCGCAAUGGAAUGA
This is a messenger RNA of Stylonychia lemnae, 1395 nucleotides long. Lineage: Eukaryota; Ciliophora; Spirotrichea; Sporadotrichida; Oxytrichidae. The record is from the annotation of a GenBank genome assembly.